This is a messenger RNA of Polypterus senegalus (gray bichir), 4576 nucleotides long. RefSeq names its product sarcospan (Kras oncogene-associated gene) (gene sspn). The transcript has 3 exons. The record is from RefSeq and is a predicted model, not a curated record. Gene Ontology annotation, cellular component: dystrophin-associated glycoprotein complex; sarcolemma. Bases 379 to 1131 code for a protein of 250 amino acids. NCBI's taxonomy places the organism in Eukaryota, Metazoa, Chordata, Cladistia, Polypteriformes, Polypteridae.
CAGCAGUGCUCGACAUUUGUGCCGAGUUACGCUCCGGUGGUCCACGAAGUUCUCGUCUGCUAGUGUGUAUCAGCAAAGCCCCGCCUUUCCUCGCUUUAUUUUGCCGGAGCCUGAUCGUCUUUGUUGUGUUGUCUGAUUCCUUGUGAUGCUGCUCUUUAAAAGCUCUGCUAUGUUGUGCGUUGAAACCCCCCUUGCCUUCCCCACUCCCCCACCCCACGCUUGAUGUUCUAUAUGUGGCACAUAGACGAAUGGAGAAAUCCGCUCCAAAUGUUUUCCAUAUUUGUUCAGAGCCAGUGUGAUUUCAAAUAGAAGCUCAGCCUCAGACAGAAGAGUGGCAGGAUUUAAGGGAGCGAAAAAAAAAGCCUAAAGCACAGAGAAAUGGGAAUGGAUGCUAAAAGCAAGUCAAGCCCUGCCCCUAACAGUCAGAGCCAGGCAGGAAAACCUUCUGGAGGACAACAGAACACAGACCCCGUUCACGAAAAGACAGAAAACAUGGAGAAGAAAAAAGGACGACAGGGAAAAGUCAAUGCCGGCCAAAAGCAUAAUUCUCACACUUGCUGUGGCUUUCCAUUACUGAUUGCUGUGCUGCAGUUGCUUUUAGGUGUUUCUAUAACAGUGGUGGCCUUCAUAAUGACAGGCAUCAGCUCCUCUUUGCUGACCAGGGAGACUCCACACUGGGCUGGGAUUAUUGUAUGCGUGGUGUCUUUGUUGGGAUUUAUUUUGUACUGCACAACUUACUUGCCUGAUGAAAAUACAUCCAUGCAAUUCAUCAUAAAGCUGGCAUACUUCUUGCUGUGUGCCCUCGGACUGGUCGUUUGUGUCCUGGCCGUAGCCUUUACCUGUCAUCACUACAUGCAAAUCAACAACUACACGUGCACCAUGGAGGACACAUGCGUCUGUAAACUGAAUCCCGAGGACCCCAUUGCCAGGAGCUUUGUCUACAUGGGCGUGCAGGACUGCAGCGAUAUCACAAGUUCUCUCAAACUUUACUUCCUUCUCCAAAUCAUCUUGAACCUGACCCUUGCUCUCGUCUGUCUAAUUUCCUGUUUCGUGAUGUGGAAGGACCGGUACCAGGUUUUCUAUGUAGGCUUUCAGCUGGGCCUUCCUGCUGAGCAACAGCUAAAAGUGUAGGCUUCACGGUUUGUGGUUUCACCUUCCUCACUUAGCGUGGUGUGACGGCAGAACAAUCCAAGAUCUAAAUGUGCUGCACGUGUAAUGCAGGAAAAGCCUAGGUGCCCUUUGCAUAAUGCAAUAUUCAGUGACCCAGACCGCUUCCGCACUUUGUGAAUUCUCAAGCAGGAUUCAGUAAAGUGGAACUUUCUUCUCCUCCAAUAAAACAUUUUAAGGUCAAAAUGGAUCCAAAUAAUUUCCUUCUUUUCAGGAAUGGGAAAAAAAAAAAUCACCAGCUCCUAUGGACAAUGUUAUUAAUUUGAAAUUGAAUGAGAUUAAGAGUGUAUGAAGACUGCAACCAUCUAUAUUUUUUAUCUUUUUACUACUACUAAUUACAAAUGUAACUGAUUGAUCGCCAACAGCCGAAAACCAAACCACAGAUGACAAGUGGGGACCUUUUUGUUUUUGUUCUAACUCGUCUUGCACUUUGUAGUUUUCUACUAAACACAUCUAAGACUCACAUCACAUAUUUCUGGGUUUGCCUCUGCAUAAUGUAGCUUUCUUUUUGACACUUGGCUCAACUAAUGCAAAGAAAAAGCAGACUUUUUUUAAUGACAAGAAUAUACUUUUUUUGUUUUUGCUUCUGCCAUUGCUAGUAGGAUGAAAGAAUCGCUCGACUGUUCUGGUGUCUGUACAGCAAAUAAAAGACAACUCCUGAACCACAAUAAAUAAUUUAAAAGAGAGUAGCAGGAGACUCUCUAGUACAAAAGUGAUCAAUGUAUGAAGGUGCCAUAUUACUGGUGACAAGACGAUGGUGUGAACAACUGAAAAUUUCAUGCCGUAACUCUCAAAAGUUCCAAAGUUGAAAUCAUUCUCGGUGCUAAUAUUUAUAGAUUUUCCCCUGACUCAGAAAUAAACUGUGGCAUUAUUUCAUUAUUUACUGAUUAAACCCAUCCCAGAAUCUUUUGGAACAAUAACUGUAUGUAUAGUCGAGAAUAAGAAGGAGUUCUUCAAUACCAAAUGCAGCCCUUCUGCCAAGGUUCACGUUGAACACAAAUGUACAGUACAGCCUGUCUUGGUGUGCAGACGAUCCAACUACAACAGUGGGCGUUAUGGAGUGGAGAUGGAUGUGGGCGGGUCCAGAUGUCUCACCCCGCCCAUAUCCAGUAAUCCUCGCCUCGCUGCAAGAUGGCCGAGUUAUAGCAUAUGAAAGCCAUGACACUACGUGUUAAUUUAUUUAAUCAUAUUCUUGUUUAUUUAUUCGUCGCAAUACAAGUGAAGUACCAUCUCCACUGCCAUACAGUAUCAAGUACUAGGAAACACUUGGACCUCCAGCCCUCGAAGAAAGGUGGUUCAUGCGCCUCUCACGAAACACAGCACCUCAGGUCACUCUGACGAGGGUGCUGGCACCUUUCUCGUGCCCUAGCAGUGUGUGUGAUCAGUUAGAAUUUAGAAUGUGCUUCACUCUCAUCAGAUGCCCUCUGCGCUACAACUAACUGUAAAAAGGACCCCAAGUCCAACAACAUGGUGGAGGAAGCCCACACCUCCAGUUCUUUAGUCAGUGAUGUGCUGAGAGUUUAUGAAUUGUGUCUGCACUAAAAAUGUUCAAUUCAGUCUGUGCAAUAUGCUUGGAUGUCAGCAGAUGUCAACACAGUCAGGACACGUAGCUGCAGCACCGCCUACCGUGAGAAGGACCUGAAGCCCAAUUUAGUUGAUGAGGUGACACAGACCUCCAACUCUUGGGUCAUAUUAUGUGCAUCACAUCAUAAGCAUUUGAUUAAGACCAAGCUAAAGAUUAAAGGCCCAGUGGUUCGACAGUCUUUGCAUGACAGACAGACAACUCCUAGAAUUUCUUAUAUACUGUAUAUAUUUGCAGAGAAUCAGCCCAGUUUAAUCACAGUAGUUCUAUGGUGGAAGUUUAGGUUAGGGGUUAGCAUGGUUAGGGUUUCGAGUGAACAGUUAAGGUUAAGGAUGAAUGUGAGCACUUAACAUUAACACUCAGACUUCGAACCCAGCACACAUCUGACUCUACCACACCCUGCGUUAAGGACCCUCUCACUUACAUCAGGAGUCACUUACAACAAAAGGUUAGCCUGGCCUCGGGUCUUCACGUCAGCGAUGGGCAUUUGAAAUUUGAGAUGAUCCGAUGAAGUUCUCGAGCUACAAGGUAACAAAGCAACAAUCUCUUCUUAGUAAAUGUGUUACUUGUAGAUAUGCUUUUGAUUACUUGAUAGAUUAGCAUUAUCUGAUUUCUCGAUUUGUGUACAAUUCAGACAUGUCUAUUGGCUACAUUAUAGCUAAAGAACAGGUUUGGUAUUUUAAAGGCAUUUUUCUAAUAUUACUACUAAUAUUCUACUUUUUAUAUAAAGGCUUAUGCAUAUAAACUAACACUUUUUAUAAACAGUUCUGAAUCUGCCUACUGGCAAAUAUGCCUCAAUUGAUGAAUAUACAAAAUGAUUUUUAUAUACAGAAUGUAUGUGUGGGUGUGUUUUAUAUAUAGAACAUUCAUAAAAUUGUAUAACCGCGUAAAAUACUAAAUAUAACAACCAAAUGUCUGCAUUCAACUGAAGAGGAAGGAUUCCCAUUUUUUCCAUGCAUUAAUAAGUCUUAGCAUAAGCGCCAUCUGUGCUUGGCAGACUUCAGAGGCGAGCUGCAUUUUUCUACACAGUUGCUAUUCUGGUGACUGUUGAAAUAGUUCAUGUUUUGGACUUUGUCUAAAAUUUUUAACGUAACUGCACAUGAAAAAAUCGGGCAGUUUGAAAUUUGUAUUUCUGUGCAAUUACCAACCAAUCAUUACUGUUGUUCUGUUUUACCAUCAUGCAUGCGCAGCAUUGAGUGAAACAUCUUUGUACCAUCCGAAAAUCACUCAUAUCAGCGACUCUGAGUUGGCCCAGUCUGAGUGCGAAUGUGUGGCCGGCUACAAGAAUGGGCCCUUUGACAGAUUUAUAUGCCAACCGGAGCUACUUUCUGUCUUUUGCCCUGUUCUGCCAGGGCAGGCUUUGGCUCCUUAGUGACUAUAAAUUGAAUUAAAAGGGCUUAAGGAUGUCAUGUUUAAAGUUUUGGAAUGGUUCCAUUAUUUCAUCAACAUCCUUUGUGUGAGCGUUUGACAUUGAAACUGUUUUGAGUUUGCCAUUUCUCUCAGGAAGCUUCAGCUUUCCUCCAUUAUCAGAUAGAAGAGCAUGCUGGGUACACUGCAUUAAACUGUCCUGUUCAUGUGCCUUGUCCAAGGCUGGUCCUCCUCCUUUUGCUGUGAUGACAAACUGUAGAUCAAAUUCAGAUACCGUAAAUUAGUCAGACAUUGACUAAGCGACUUACUCCUGAACAGAGUUAUGGGUGGCAAUCCUCACUAGCACAGGGUGCAAGGCAGGAACAAACCCUGGACAGGGUGCCAGUCCAUCUUGGGUGACUGUAUGUUAGCUGCACCUCUAAUACAGAACUGUUCAAUAUUAAAAGCAAAAAAAAAAAA